AUGAAACAGAUUCAGUGUUUUGAAACCAAUGAACAUUUGAUAUCCGAUUUGAAACAAAUUCCAAAUAGUGUAAAAUUACCCAAUGGCUGGUACUUUCAUUGUGAUGAGGUUGCUCUGAGUUAUUUCUGUAUAAAAAAUGUAAAAACAGAUAUAAUUAAAGCAACAGUAGAAAAGCAAGUAAUUAUAAAUUUUGAAGAGAGUCAAAUAACAUCUUAUAUAAAGGAUAAGUUGAUUACGGAGGAUGUUUUGGGGAUUGCUAAAAUAGCAUUUUCACAGAAUAUAUCACACAUACAACAUUUGGUGGAUGUUAUUAACUCUACAUAUGUUUGUACAGGUGGCCCAAGUGUAAUUAACUACCCAGGUUUGUACUAA
Macrosiphum euphorbiae (potato aphid) is the source of this 372-nucleotide messenger RNA. The record is from the annotation of a GenBank genome assembly. NCBI's taxonomy places the organism in Eukaryota, Metazoa, Arthropoda, Insecta, Hemiptera, Aphididae.